ACGUGAUCUGUCACAUGACUUCUACUGUAAAUCGGAACUUUAAGAUGGCUGUACACCUAUCGUGCGGCCGAGUAAAUCUCAAUGUAUUGAGGGAGGCAGUGCGUAAGGAGCUGAGGGAGUUUUUGGAUAAAUGUGCUGGGAGCAAGGCAAUUGUAUGGGAUGAAUAUCUAACUGGUCCAUUUGGAUUAAUUGCUCAGUAUUCACUAUUAAAGGAACAUGAAGUUGAAAAAAUGUUUACUCUUAAAGCAGGACCACUUCCUACUGCUGAAGUAAAAAAUAUUAUAUUUCUGGUCAGGCCAAGACUUGAACUAAUGGAUAUAAUUGCAGAUAACAUACGAAGAGAAGACAAGGUGCGUUUUCCACAACGAGAUUUCCAUAUCUUAUUUGUACCUCGUCGAAGCUUGCUAUGUGAGCAGAGGCUUAAGGACCUUGGUGUUCUGAGAUCAUUCAGUCACCGAGAAGAGUACAGUCUUGACCUGAUUCCAUUUGAUGGAGAUCUAUUGUCUAUGGAGGCUGAAAGUGCAUUCAGGGAAUGUUACCUGGAAAACGAUGAAACCAGCCUUUACCAUGCAGCUAAGGGGCUUAUGGCCUUGCAGUCUUUGUAUGGAACAAUUCCCCAGAUAUUUGGAAAAGGAGAGUGUGCUAGGCAUGUUGCAAACAUGAUGAUCAGGAUGAAGAGGGAGCUGGGUGGGAGCCAAAAUUGUAUUUGUCCUGUGUUUGACACUCUUCUGCUGCUUGAUCGAAAUGUGGACCUGUUAACUCCAUUAGCGACUCAGCUCACAUAUGAAGGCCUUAUUGACGAAGUCUAUGGAAUUCACAAUAGUCACGUAAAACUUCCACCAGAAAAAUUUACAGCAAAAAAGCAGGGUGAGAGCGGAAAAGAUCUUCCCACAGAACCAAAGAAACUUCUACUAAAUUCUGCAGAGGAGCUAUAUGCAGAAAUUCGAGACAGAAACUUUAAUGCUGUGGGCUGUGUGUUGAGCAAGAAGGCCAAAGUAAUAUCUGCAGCAUUUGAGGAAAGACACAAUGCAAAGACAGUGGGAGAAAUAAAACAGUUUGUGUCCCAAUUACCCCAUAUGCAAGCAGAACGAGCUUCCUUGGCAAACCACACAUCCAUUGCUGAACUGAUCAAGGAUAUAACAACUUCCGAAGCUUUCUUUGAUAAUCUAACAGUGGAACAAGAAUUUAUGUCUGGGUUUGACACUGAUAAGGUUAAUACUUACAUAGAAGACUGCAUUGCCAAGAAGGAUCCGCUGAUAAAGAUCCUACGACUAGUUUGUCUUCAGUCUGUGUGUAACACUGGGCUAAAACCGAAGGUGCUAGAUUACUACAAGAAAGAGAUUCUACAAACCUAUGGUUAUGAGCACAUCUUGACAUUGCAUAAUCUAGAAAAAGCUGGACUUUUAAAACCUCAGACCACCAGCAGAAAUAAUUACCCAACAAUCAGGAAGACACUUCGCCUUUGGAGUGAUGAUAUAAAUGAGCAGAAUCCCACAGACAUCUCUUAUGUAUACAGCGGCUAUGCGCCUCUUAGUGUACGUCUGGCACAAGUGCUAGUUCGGCCAGGGUGGAGAAGUAUAGAAGAAGUGCUGAAGCUCCUACCUGGGCCCCAGUUUGAAGAGAGGCAACCCCUACCUUUAGGGCUACUAAAAAAACGCCAGCAAGAAGAAAAAAAGGUAAUGCUGAUAUUUUUCCUUGGAGGAGUGACGUUUGCAGAGAUUGCUGCACUUCGCUUUCUCUCUCAGAUGGAAGAGGCGACCACAGAAUAUAUUAUUGCCACCACCAAGCUGAUUAAUGGAACAACCUGGAUGAAAUCCCUAAUGGAGAAGCUGGAGCCACCCCCGUUUUAAAGUUCUAGCGAAUGCAACUUAUAAGACUUUUGCUCCUAUCUAGAUUCCGCUAAAGAUAUGAACUAUUUGUUGCUGUUGCCAACAACACCAUUAGACACUGCAAUUUCUCAAAUCCUGGGCCUAAUUUAAUAAAUACCACAGUCAAUGAUAAAAAAUACAGUAUUACACUUUGUGCAGCAUAUUUGUAGUCUUAAUUUAAACCCUUUUAAUUGGAAGUAAAAAAACACCUAAUAAAGGUGUUCAUUCUCAAA
Molecule: messenger RNA, 2101 nt
Organism: Bombina bombina (fire-bellied toad)
Lineage: Eukaryota; Metazoa; Chordata; Amphibia; Anura; Bombinatoridae
Gene: VPS33A
Product: VPS33A core subunit of CORVET and HOPS complexes
Exons: 13
Coding region: 15-1850 (611 amino acids)
Biological process (GO): vesicle-mediated transport; intracellular protein transport
Cellular component (GO): CORVET complex; lysosome
Source: RefSeq, a predicted model, not a curated record